Messenger RNA from Sarcophilus harrisii (Tasmanian devil), 3116 nucleotides. Its product is annotated as zinc finger protein 260. Lineage: Eukaryota; Metazoa; Chordata; Mammalia; Dasyuromorphia; Dasyuridae. Gene Ontology annotation, molecular function: DNA-binding transcription repressor activity, RNA polymerase II-specific. The transcript is spliced from 6 exons. Gene Ontology annotation, biological process: negative regulation of transcription by RNA polymerase II. The record is from RefSeq and is a predicted model, not a curated record. Bases 291 to 2441 code for a protein of 716 amino acids.
CUUUCCCCCUCCCAGUGACAGGACGCGGAGCCGAUCGUUCGGCCGAGGACGAGCCUGUGACCGAUGAGCUGUCUGUGCCGGGAGAGAGGUCCUCGCCCCUAGCCAGUCACUUCCAGCUCGCAGCUCCGGGCUCCCGCUGCGUGGCGGCUCGUGGUAAGGAUUCGGAAGGUACUACCUCUUCCAAGGUACUACUGCUCCUUUCCCAUCUUCACAGCUUGUGGACAGGAUGGAAAGACAUGGGUUAGUAAAGUUAGUUGUAUCUACCAAAGGAGCAUCUGAGAGACCAGGUGAUGGCAGAUGAGUUUCUUCCACCCAGGUCUCAGGGCCGAACACUGGGAUUAUCUCAAGGCUGCCGCAGGAACAUGUUUCAGGCAUCUAUGAUGUUUGAAGAUGUGGCUGUGUAUCUUACCCGAGAAGAGUGGAGUCACCUGGGUCCUGCUCAGAGAAACCUUUACAGGGAUGUGAUGCUGGAGAAUUAUGGGAAUGUGGUCUCUCUGGGAUUUCCAGUAUCCAAACCAAAUGUGAUCUCCCAGCUAGAAAGAGGGGAAGAGCCAUGGAUCCUAGACUUUCAGGAAGCUGAAGGGAGAGAAAUGCUGAGAGGCGACUGUUCAGAUUGUGAAUCAAGGAUUGAGGAAAAUGAGCUAUCUCCAAAGCAGGAAAUUGCUGAAGAGGUGGAACCACAAUGGGCAAUACUGGAAAGACUCACAGGGAAUGUUUCCCAAGGAUCCAAAUGGGGAGAAGUCUGUGAAUAUGAAGGAAGACCAAAGGAAAAUUGGGGAUCUUCUGUAAGGAGGAAACUCCUUUCUCAUGAGGGAGGUUUCAGGACAGUUCCAGUGAUCCACCAGUUAUCUCCAAUAGGAAUGAGAGGCCAAGAAUUUAAUGACUUUGGAAAAAACUUCAGGAUGACUUCUAAUUCUGUUCGAAUUCAGAGAGAUCCUUCAGGAGGGAGACUACAGCAAUGGGUUGAAAUGGGCCAAAGAUUCAAACAAAAUUCAGAUUUAAAUAACUAUCAGAAAGACUAUGCAAAAGAGAAAUCCUGUGAUAAUUCUGUAUAUUGGAAACAAUUUGGACAGAGCUCAAAUCUUAUUGAACAUCAAAAAAUUCACUCUAGAGAGGAAACUUAUGAGUGUAAUGAAUAUGGAAAACAUUUUAUCAGAAGGUCUUUGCUUAUACAACAUCAGGGAAUUCAUACAGGAGCAAAAACAUAUAAGUGUAGUGAAUGUGGAAAUACCUAUAGUAAAAAGUCUCUUCUUAAUGAUCAUCAAAAAAUUCACAAUGCAGGGAAACACUACCAGUGCAAUGUAUGUGGAAAAGCCUACAAUAAGAAGUCUACAUUUGUUGAUCAUCAAAAAAUUCACACUGGAGAAAAGCCCUAUGAGUGUAGUGAAUGUCAUAAAUGCUUUAUCAGAAAAUCUUUGCUUAUUCGACAUCAGAGAAUUCACACAGGAGAGAAACCUUAUGAAUGUACUGAAUGUGGGAAAGCCUGCAGUCAAAAAUCUGCCCUUCUUGAUCAUCAAAGGCUUCACACAGGUGAAAAACCCUAUGAGUGCAGUGAAUGUGGUAAGCACUAUAUCAGAAAGGCCUUGCUUAUUGAACACCAGAGAAUUCAUACAGGAGAAAAACCCUAUAAAUGUAAUGAAUGUGGGAAAGCCUAUAGAAAGAAAUCUACUCUUGUGGAUCACCAGAGACUUCAUACUGGAGAGCGGUCCUAUGAAUGUAAUGAAUGUGGCAAAAUCUUUACCCAAAGCCUAAAUUUCAUUCAGCACCAGAGAAUUCACACAGGAGAGAAACCCUAUCAAUGUAGUGAUUGUGGAAAACCAUUUAGUCAUAGAUCUGCUCUUAUUCAACAUCAGAGAAUUCAUACUGGAGAGAAACCUUAUGAGUGUAAUGAAUGUGGUAAAGCCUACUGGAGGAAGUCUACCCUUAUUGAUCAUCAAAGACUUCAUACUGGAGAGAUACCUUAUAAAUGUAGUACAUGUGGGAAGGCUUUCAGACACAGGCCAUCUUUUAUUGAACAUCAGAAGUUACAUAAUGGAGGCAAACACCAUGAAUGUAAUGAGUGCAAAAAACAAUUCAGUACACGGGCAUCCCUUAUUCAACAUCAGAGACUUCAUACUGGAGAAAAACCUCAUGAAUGUAAUGAAUGUGGAAAAGCUUUCAGUCAGAAGUCUACACUUAUUGAUCACCAGAGACGUCACAGUGGGGAGAAACCUUAUGAAUGUAGUGAAUGUGGCAAGUGCUUUAUCAGAAGAGCUUUCCUUAUUCAGCACCAGAGAGUACACACAGGAGAGAAACCAUAUGAGUGUAAAGAAUGUGGAAAAGCUUAUAGAAAGAAGUCUACUCUUACUAGUCACCAGAAAAUUCACAUUGAAAAGAAACAAGAGUUAAUUAAUAUUGAAAAGCCCUCAGUCUUGAAGCCUGCCCUUAUUGAUCAGCAGUGACUUCAUAUUUGCGAGAAGUCCCAAGAAUUUAACAACGUAAAUGGUUUAUUCAAAGGACUUAGCUUAUUCAUCAGAGAAUUUAUGUAAAAAAUCUUACAAAAACAACUAAUGUAGUAAAUGCUUAUAAAUGUUUGCUUAUUCAGCAUCAUAGAAUUCACACUGGAGAGAAUUCUUAUGAUCAUGGGAUGUGAGAAAAUGUUCAAUCAGAAUUUUCAGCUUCAUUAGACAUAAAAUAAUUCUCACAGGAGAGACAUCUAGCAUAUGAGAGAAGCCCAAAAUAUAUAUAUUUGUAUGGCGAGAAAUCCUUAAGUGAAUCUUCAAACUCUCAUCAAUUGUUAAAAAUUCAGAAUGGAGAGAACCAUUUGAGGGUAGUGAAUGUGCAAGGCUUAAAAACCUUCAGUCAGAAACCUUCCCUUGUUUCAACAUCAUAGAAAUCCUACUGGAAAGGAAUAUUCUUAUGAAUGCUGUGAAGGCUUUCAGGUCCAAGCUAUCCUUCAACACCAGACAGUACAGACUUUCAUAGAUUUGUGGUUAAUUCUGCUCUUUCAGACUAACACUUUCAUACCUUCUCAUUUAUGUUCUUUCAUAAGUCUUCCAAAGAAUAGUCAUUCACUGUAUUGGAGGUUUUCCUAUGAUUCUUUUUUAUCUUCAAGAUACUAAAUGUACCACUCAGUG